UUCAACGCCAAAUAUAUGCAUCUUUACACCUGUUUUUUAAAGCCUAACUUUACCAUAAUAGCUUGUAAUGUGUAAAACUGUAACAAGACAGUAAGUGAAAGUGCAAACAAACAGCUGCCAAAUCCAACAAAUAAAUUUUAAAGUUACUUUAAAAAAAAUAACUCGUCAGACUUUUUUUCCCCUGUUAAAUAUGAUGCAGCAGCUGGAUUGUGAUUAUUUGACGAGACAAUGUGUCCACUGAAAACUCACAUUUUGAUCCUCUGUGGCUCAAUCAUCCUCAUACCAGAUUAGUUUACUUUCUCUGUUCCCAUGUAUGUGAGUUUUCUCCAGGUUCCGUGUGAUAUCAGUAGUUAUUCUGAAGCAUUUUGUUACAUCUGGCUGUAAAAGGAAGGGCUAGCCAUGUCUGACUCCUCCCAGAAACUUCUCAGUGUCUAACAAUACAGCAAAGAUCCUUCUUCGAGUGUACACAGCCGACUGAAGACUCAACUUCUGCUCGGUUUUCCUCCUCAUGGCUCAUUUCCAUGACUGUUCUUCAUAGGCUGUUUGCUUUUACGAGCUCGCACAUGAUUGGUCAGACCUUCUGUCCUGUAAAAACACAUUCUGUUCUCAUUGGCUGAGGCAGAGGCCUACGUCCCUGCCUUGUUUUAUUUAGUCAACAGACAGUCUUUUGCUUUUAUUUUCUCAGAAACAAGUUAAACCGACACCAUAUCGAUAAAAAGCCUAUGCUUAUUUGACUCCCAGAGCAUUGACAGUGGAUAUUGGGGGAGAUUUUGUCCACGGACCGAUGAGAGAGAUGAGAGACUCUGAGUUGAAGAUGCAGUCCUCAAAAAGUUUUCGCUUGGAUGAUUUCAUUGCAGGAUGGAUCGGAGGAGCCUCGAGUGUGGUUGUAGGACAUCCGCUGGACACAGUCAAGACGCGGCUCCAGGCGGGGAAAGGCUACAAAAACACUCUUCACUGCAUUCUGACCAUCUACAGAAAGGAAACGGCGGCGGGGUUCUUUAAGGGCAUGUCUUUCCCGCUGGCCAGUAUCACGGUCUACAACUCGGUCGUCUUUGGCUUCUUCAGUAACAUUCAAAGAGUCAUAAGGAAGUAUCGCUAUGGCGACGGGCGGCAUCCCUGUAGCAUGUUGGACCUGACGGUGGCCAGCAUGCUGACUGGACUGAUGUCAGUGGGCCUGGGAGCACCGGUGGAUCUGGUCAAGAUUCGACUACAAAUGCAAACACAGAUGGUUCUAGCAGAGAACCUGCACCUUGCUGGUAACAUGUCGAGCGGCUCCAGCAUCCCCCUGCACUCUGUUGACAUCCCCAGCCAGAGACUGUACCGAGGCCCCGUCGACUGCAUCAGCACCAUCCUCGAGACCGAGGGCCUCCGGGGCCUGUACAGAGGGGCCGGGGCCAUGGUCCUGAGGGACAUUCCUGGAUACGCACUCUACUUCAUCCCCUACACCAUCUUCUGUGACCUGCUGACCCCUGACGCCUCAUCAAGCCCUCAUCCAUGCUCCAUCUGGCUCGCUGGAGGUUUGGCAGGAUCUAUUUCCUGGGUCACCGCCACGCCGGCCGAUGUGGUGAAGAGUCGGAUGCAGGCCGAUGCUCAGCUGCAGAGGAAGUACAAGGGGAUUUUACACUGCAUCAUCCACAGUUACAAGACGGAGGGGGCACAGGUUAUCAUGAUUGUGCAAAAUGGUGGACUCUGCAAACAUCCGACCAAGGAUGAAGAUGAGGGAGGCCCCUUCACUGAAACUCCUGGAAAACAUAAAAGGCAGACCAAAGCUCAGAGGGUCCAGAGGUCGAGACCAGACUCCCCUGACCCUAGCUCUGUUUCUAUGAAGAGUAAUCAGUCAAAGGACCCACCCCUCGCAUUUCAAGGACAACUCUCAUCUGCUAAAGAAAUGGUCCAGAGGUUCAGACCAGACUCCCCUGACCCUAGCUCUGUUUCUAUGAAGAGUAAUCAGUCAAAGGACCCACCCCUCACAUUUCAAGGACAACCUUCAUCUAUUAACCAAAUAGUCCAGAGGCCAAGACCAGACCCCCCUGACCCUAGCUCUGUGUCUAUCAAGAGUGACUGGUCAAAGAGGACACCCCUUGCAUUUAAUGGACAACUCUCAUCUACUGAUGAAAUAGUUAAACCAGUGAUCUUGGAAGUUCCCAGUAAUCUGUCUGCAAAGGAGUCUCAAGCAUAUCUGGACUACAUAAAUACGUUGCUGGAGGACAAUGUUACUAUUACAAAGAACGAGUUAAAUAACAUCCUGAAGUUUCUGAACUCACACUAUGCAGAAUGCAUAGAAAGUGAAAGGGAAGAUCAGAAAGAGUUGGAUGGAGUGGAUGAGGAACAGUGCAGAGGCAACAGAGAAGCAUUUCUGAAGCUCAAACUCCUCCUGAAGGGACUGAAGCAACAUGAGCUGCCUCACCAUCUGCAGGAAAAAAGCUGCACUGCAACUUGUCAACGUAAGCUCAAAUGUCAGCUGAAAGAGAGGGUACGGUGUGUGUUAGAGGGCGGUUCUAAAGAAGGAAACACAACCCCUCUGAAUCAGAUCUACACAAAGCUCUACAUCACUAAUGGAGGGUCUGGAGAAAUCAACAAUCAACAUGAUUUCAGACAGACUGAAGAGACAGCCAGGAAACUAGAAACACAAGAAAGAAUAGUCACGCAGGAGGAAUUAUUUAGAGUCUCACCAAGUAGAAAUGAAGCAGUCAGAACAGUGAUGACGAAGGGAGUGGCUGGCAUUGGGAAGACAAUCCUAACUCAGAAGUUCACUCUGGACUGGGCUGAAGACAAAACCAACCAGGACAUCCAGUUCACAUUUCCAUUCACUUUCAGAGAGCUCAACGUGCUGAAGGACAAGAAGUUCAGCUUGGUGGGACUUCUUCAUCACUUCUUUACUGAAAUCAAAGAAGCAGAAAUCUGCAGAUUUGAAGAGCUGCAGGUUGUCUUCAUCUUUGAUGGUCUGGAUGAGUGUCGGCUUCCUCUGGACUUCCAAAACAAUGAGAUCCUAACUGAUGCUACAGAGUCCACAUCGUUGGAUGUGCUACUGACAAACCUGAUCAGGGGGAACCUGCUUUCCUCUGCUCGAAUCUGGAUAACCACACGACCUGCAGCAGCCAUUCAGAUCCCUCCUGAAUAUGUUGACAUUGUGACAGAAGUCAGAGGUUUUGCUAAUCCACAGAAAGAAGAGUACUUCAGAAAAAAAAUCAGAGUCGAGAAGCAGGCCAGCACGAUCAUCACCCACAUCAGGGCAUCGCGCAGCCUCCACAUCAUGUGCCACAUCCCAGUCUUCUGCUGGAUCACUGCUACAGUUCUGGAUGAUGUGUUGAAAAGUGAAAAUAUAGGAAAGCUGCCUAACACCCUGACUGAGAUGUACAUCCACUUCCUGGUGGUUCAGACCAAGAGGAAGAUUAUCAAGUUUGAUGGAGGAGCUGAAACAGAUCCACACUGGAGUCCUGAGAACAGGAGGAUGAUUGAGACUCUGGGAAAACUGGCUUUUGAGCAGCUGCAGAAAGGAAACCUGAUCUUCUACGAAUCAGACCUGACAGAGUGUGGCAUUGAAACUGAGGCAGCAUCAAAGUACUCAGGUGUGUUCACUUGGAUCUUUAAAGAGGAGCAAGGACUGUACCAGGACAAGGUGUUUUGCUUUGUGCAUCUGAGUGUUCAAGAGUUUCUGGCUGCUCUUCAUGUCCGUCUGACGUACGACUCUGGAAACAAUCUGCUGGUAAAAAUUCAAACAACCUCCCAGGAACCUGAAACCAAAGCAUGUACAGAUACACACUUCUAUAAAAGUGGUAUAAGGGAGGCGUUACAGAGUCCAAAUGGCCACCUGGAUUUGUUCCUCCGCUUUCUCCUGGGUCUCUCAAUGAAGAAAAAUCAGAGCCUCCUACGAGGCCUGCUGACACAGACAGAAACUAGCCCACAGACCAAUGAGGAAAUAAUCCAAUACAUCAAGAAAAAAAUCAAUGAGAGUGUAUCUGUGGAGAAAAGCCUCAACCUGUUCCACUGUCUGAAUGAACUGAACGAUCCUUCUCUGGUGGAGGAGAUCCAAAAGUCUCUAACAUCAGGAUACCUCUGCAAGGAUAAGCUGACUCCUGCUCAGUGGUCAGCUCUGGUCUUCAUCUUGCUCUCCUCAGAGGAAGAUCUGGAUGUGUUUGACCUGAAGAAAUACUCUGCCUCAGAAAUGGCUCUUCUGAGGCUGCUGCCAGUGGUCAAAGCCUCCCGCAAAGCUCUCAUCAGUGUCUAUGACCUCUCAGAGACAAGCUUCGAAGCUCUGUCAUCAGGCCUCAACUCCCAGUCCUCCUGUCUGAGGGAACUGGACCUGAGCAACAACAAUCUGCAGGAUGCCGGAGUGAACCUUUUGUCUAAGGGACUACAGAGUCCAGACUCUAAACUAGAAACUCUGAGAAUGAGUUUCUGCAGCCUCUCGGGGGAAAGUUGUGCAGCUCUGUCAUCAGUUCUCAGCUCUCAGUCUUCUUGUCUGAGAGAUCUGGACCUGAGUAACAACAACCUCCAGGAUUCAGGCGUGAAGCAGCUGUCAGCUGGUCUGGAAAAAUCACUCUGCAGACUGGAAACACUUAGCUUGUCCGGCUGUCUUGUCACAGAGGAAGGCUGUGCAGCGCUACACUCUGCUCUGAGCUCCAACUCAUCCCAUCUGAAAAAGCUGGACGUGAGCUACAACGAUCCCGGAGACUCUGGAGCGAAGCUUCUGUCUGAGAAACUGGAGGAUCCGCACUGUAAACUGGAGACACUCAGGUUAGAACCUGGUGGAGUCCACUGGCUGAAGCCAGGUCUGGAGAAGUAUUCCUGUAGACUCACACUUGACACAAACACAAUAAACAGAUUCCUCAAACUGUCUGACAACAACAGGAAGGUUUCAUAUGUGGAAGAGGCUCAGGUACAUGCAGACAAUCCAGAGAGGUUUGACAAGUGUCAUCAGCUGCUGAGUAGAAAUGCCCUCACUGAUCGCUGUUACUGGGAAGUCGAGUGGAGAGGAGAUGUCACUAUAGCAGUGAGUUACAGAAGAAUCCGAAGGAGAGGAGACAUCGAUAAUUGUGUGUUUGGAAGGAACACUCACUCCUGGAGUCUGGGCUGCACUGAUGACGGUUACUCUGCCUUUCACAACAACAACAAAACCUCCAUCUUUGUCCCCUCUUCGUCCUCCGGCUACACCCGUAACCGAGUGGCAGUGUAUGUGGACUACGCUGCUGGAACUCUGUCCUUCUACACAGUCUCCUCUGGUACAGGGAUCCACCUCCACACCUUCCAUACCACGUUCACAGAAGCUGUUUAUCCCGGGUUUGGUGUCUGGUAUCACAGUGCUGGCUCUUAUGUGCGACUGUGUCCUGUGUCCAGAGAAAGUGGUGUUAUUGUGCACAGCUAAUGUCAUGUUGUGUCAACUCAUCUCUUGCUAGUUGUAAAUUCAGCAUGUAAACCUGACAUGGAUAACUUUUGUAUAAUGAACUACAUGAUAAAUGGUUCUAAAUGUUCCUCCUCUUUUCUUUGAACGUCUGUCAUGUUUGGAGGAUUGGCCUUGGGCUGUAAAGAUAUGUGAUUUUUGCUCCAUAUUUAUCGUGGUCAAUAGCAAUAAUUGUUGCUAUAGUAAAAGAAAAUAAUGUAUAUUUUUGAAGACUAACUUACUUUUAGUCUUUUUAGCAGUUUGUCUCAUAUUUUCUAUCAAUAUAAAUCUAAAUAUUGAUAAAUAAAAAUAUUAUCUACAAAAAUGAAAUUUUUAUCUGAUAAGAUUACUAUUUUGAUGUGUAUGUUAUUAACGCAAUAUUAGUGUUUCAUUCUUUGUUUUAUCAUAAGUUCAUUAGUUUCAGCUGCAAUCAUAUUCUUUAUCAUACAUUUUCCCUUUAUUUUGUUUAUUAUUAUUUAUAUUUGAGUAUUUUCCAUGUAAAAAUGUAAACGUUUCUCAUGUUUCUGCAGAAGCAUCACACUCAGCAGUUCUAAUUAACAAAGAUGUUUAUAAUGAAGUUUGUGUCCUACUUAUUUGUGACAGAAAACUUAAUAAAGAUUCUGAUUUAAACACU
Melanotaenia boesemani (Boeseman's rainbowfish) is the source of this 6014-nucleotide messenger RNA. It is a transcript of the gene slc25a48, whose product is annotated as solute carrier family 25 member 48. Lineage: Eukaryota; Metazoa; Chordata; Actinopteri; Atheriniformes; Melanotaeniidae. Gene Ontology annotation, biological process: transmembrane transport. The record is from RefSeq and is a predicted model, not a curated record. Bases 785 to 5365 code for a protein of 1526 amino acids. The transcript is spliced from 19 exons. Gene Ontology annotation, cellular component: mitochondrion. Gene Ontology annotation, molecular function: transmembrane transporter activity; protein binding.